AUGACAUCAUGGAUGACGCCGACGAGGUUCCUUUCAGCUCGCCGGGUGGUAGGUAUCGUUUCCAGCGUCGCCACGGCCACCGUGAAGGAGGUAGGAGUGGAGGUGGAAGUGUUGAAGUGGUUGCGCGGAGGACUAGUGCAAGCAGUUUUGUUGCUUUGGGGUAGUGUCGACUCACCUAUGGCUCUCCCUCGCACUGAUGUCCCGUACGGUUCAACUAACAAGGUAGCCUCUCUGGUAAGAUUUCGUGAGAAAAGGAAGGAGAGUUGCUUUGAGAAGAAAAUUAGGUACAGCGUUAACAACGAAGUUGCUCAAAGAAUGCAUCGCAUGAAAGGUCAAUUUGCGUCAGUCAGAGAAGGUUCCGAAUCAUCCAUUUGGGACACGCCAAAGGGUAGCUCCCAGGAAGAUAAUACAUCUCUUCCAGGAGCUGCGUGUCACCACUGUGGUGUGGCUGAGAGUUCUACUCCAGCGAUGCGGCGUGGUCCUGCAGGACCAAGAACUCUAUGCAAUGCAUGUGGGCUUAUGUGGGGAAACAAGGUUUAUACGAGCAUGUCGAUGCUAUGGACUCACAACUGA
Molecule: messenger RNA, 573 nt
Organism: Oldenlandia corymbosa var. corymbosa
Lineage: Eukaryota; Viridiplantae; Streptophyta; Magnoliopsida; Gentianales; Rubiaceae
Source: the annotation of a GenBank genome assembly